This is a messenger RNA of Maniola jurtina (meadow brown), 3124 nucleotides long. Its product is annotated as piggyBac transposable element-derived protein 4-like. Bases 522 to 2204 code for a protein of 560 amino acids. The transcript has 2 exons. NCBI's taxonomy places the organism in Eukaryota, Metazoa, Arthropoda, Insecta, Lepidoptera, Nymphalidae. The record is from RefSeq and is a predicted model, not a curated record.
UGUUGUAUGUUUUUACGGUAACUAGGCCCUAAAAUAAAGGAAGAAAAGAAUAUUUAUUGCCCUUGUAUACAGCCGCACAGUGCGCAUAUUAUAGCAGCUAACACAGCCGGUUUAGGUCUACAAACUUAACAAUGACAUGGAUAUUUAAAAACAAAAACUGUUCUAAUUCUUAGAUUUCAUUACCUAAAUGUAUUCAAACAAAAGCAUAUUACUACCGACAGUUGCUGACCACCUGGGACGCAAACAAAAGAUAAGAAAGCCUGGGAUUUUUUUUUGGAACCUUUAGUUCGUCGGUGUUUAUCUCGGAUUAUUUAGUCAAAAGAUUAUCAGUGUCAUAAAAUACUUAUUUUGCAACUUGCCUUUGAUCGCAUUGUUCUAAAUUCAGCAUGAGAAAAUAUAGUUACUGAGCCGAAAUAGGUGUAGUAGGGGUGGUGGUGUUGGAGCCAAAAUAAAUAAUUCUCACUUACGCUCCUACCUUCGUCCAGAGCAGACAUUUAUUGUAUAUUUGUUCAAACGUUAAAAUGUCAUCGCGACGCAGUUCAGCUGAAAUCGAAAGGGACAUCAGACAAAUAUUUGGUGACGACUUCUAUGAUGAGGCCUUACCAUCAACCGCUGCAGUACGCGACGAGAGUGAUGCCACCUCAGCCACUUCAGCUAGUUCACUCGAAACAGAGGUCAGGAGUCCUACUCCGAAUACCAGCCUUACUUCAGAAGACUCGGACGAGUGGACCGAAGACGAGUGGACUGCUGAAGAGGUAGAAAGGGAACAGUUUCCAGCGCCACCGGAGCCUAGACUGAACAUCGAAAAUCCAGAAAAUAAGGCACCUUUGGAUUAUUUCAAGGUAUUAUUCAAUAUUAUUUUUUUAAAAAAAUUGGCAGGUUGGAUCAAUGGGCAUGCAAGUGUAGUCCAGAGUAGACCUCAUAAGCCUCAAAGUAGGAUAAAAAAGUGGAAAGAUACAAAUGAAACGGAGCUAUUAACAUUUUUGGGUAUUCUUUUUUAUAUGGGAACAGUACGAUUGAAUAGAAUUAAUCAUUACUGGAGAAAAACUCAUUUAGCAACAUUUUCUUUAGGUAACUAUAUGAGCAGGAAUAGGUUUCUUCUUAUUUUGAGAAUGCUAUAUUUUACAUCUGAAGAUGUUUCUCGAGAUAUUUAUUUGGCGGUCGAACCAUUGAUAGAUUAUUUUAAUCAGUUAAUGAGUGAAAUAAUCUAUCCUAGCAAAGAACUUGUAAUUGAUGAAUCUAUGGUUUUGUUUAGAGGACGAUUGGCAAUACGGCAAUACAUAAAAAAUAAGAGACAUAAAUUUGGCAUCAAAUUAUACGUCUUAGCCGAUCCACAUGGUCUCGUGCACAGGUUACACAUGUAUAAAGGUUCUGCUGAUACUGAAGUUGGGGGCAAAGGGCAUGUAGAUAAAGUUGUUUUAAAAUUAUUAGAGCCAUAUUUAUACACUGGUCACUCUGUAUAUAUGGACAAUUUUUACACAAGUGUAGGCCUUGCAGAAAAUUUACUUUUGAAAAAAACAUUUUGUACAGGCACUCUCCAAUGUAAUAGGAGAAAAAACCCAGCUGUGGUGACCAAAAAAAAAUUAUCCAAAGGUGGAUUUAUUUAUCGUUAUAAUCGGAAAGGUGUUUGUGUUAUGAAAUGGAAAGAUAAAAGAGACGUUUUGUCGAUCUCUACUGAGCACUCACAUAGAAUGACAGAGGUAGUAAGACAGCCGAGAUCACGUCGCCGCGAAGCUGGCCGGUCGGUUGUGACAUCAAAGCCCAUCAUGGUGGUUCUUUAUAACCAAUUUAUGAAGGGCGUUGAUCGUCACGACCAAAUGCUGUCUUACUACACUUGUGAGCACAAAUCAAUGAGAUGGUUUGCGAAAAUAGGCAUUUAUAUUCUACAAACUAUGUUUGUGAACGCGUAUUUUUUGUAUAGGCAAGGUACAAAUAGGGCGAUUUCUUUGGAAGACUUCAGAGAAAAAGUCAUAUUUGGACUGUUGCCUCCAAAAAAUAUAAGCAAUCCACGACCAACGUUUCCGACGCACAUGCCAUCUCCUUUGGAUCGCAAUGAUAGCGGGUGCAUCAAACGCAGAAACUGCGCGAGAUGUACAAGCCGAAAAAAAAGGAGAUUAAGUGGCAUGUACUGCCCGGACUGCAACGUUGGGCUGUGCAUUGAUUGUUACAAACCGUAUCACGAAGAAAAUGGAUUAUUGGGUUAGUCCAUUUUGCUCGUGAUACUAGUCUUCCGGGCAUAUUUUGUUGAUUAUUUUUGCCUAUUUUAGUAAACCAUGUUUUUGCAUUUUGUUCAGCGUGUUAUCUUUUUAUUUCAAUCAUAAACAUUUUUAUUCCGACAGCGAUAAUAAUCUAUUUUGGAUAGUUUUUUUUUCUGUUUUUUUUCUGUUAUUACUUGGGUUGCAUCUGUUUAUGUUUCUUUCAAAUAUAAAUUUUAUGUAAUUGGCUAACUUGUCUGUGCACUUUAUCUAACUUGCAACCUUUGCCUCCCAUAUUCAAUAUCAGGUCAACUGCAUACUGUGUCAAUACCUGUGCUACUUGAAGCUUAGGACUGUUAAAUGUGUAACUUGAUCCUCAUUCAUGACUUAUUUUUUUUAUUACGUAUUAUCAAUCAUUCUUUUAUAAUAGAACCUGGAUCCUUUCAUUUCGUAGUUAUUUGCUGGUGGUUCAAUUUUCAAAUAGAUGUCUUGAUUAACAUUUUUGUUCUAAUUUAUGCCAUCCUCAAAAUUCGUAAGAUUCUUUUGUUCAUAUACUUAUGUUUUGAUAAAUUUGGCUAAAAGAUUUUUCUUCAAGUAUUUAAUCAUUUCAAUAGCACUGUACUCAUUGAAUGAGAAUAUUCAAAAUUUUGGCUUCCGUUUCAUUUAUCUCCUACUGUUUAUACUACUUUGAAGUUUCGGGUACCUGAACUAUCUUUGCACGAAUCUUUGAUAAAACUUGCUACUUUAUUUAUAAAAUAAUAUUGUUUAAAACAUUGAUAUCUAAAGGGCAUUAUUUUUUGAAUUUUCAAUGUUUAGUAGCUCGUCUUAGCCUUAGGCUGAGAUUUUUAGAGUGUACUCUGACUCUACUCGGACUUGACAGUUUAUAUAAGACAGAUUUAUGUCAAGGACAUAUUUAUGUCCCGUUUUUA